CGCGGCACCGCCCGCUCGCGCAGACCCCGAGCGUGGCCGCAGCGAAGAUGGCGACUGCCAUGUACUUGGAGCACUAUCUGGACAGCAUCGAGAACCUUCCCUGUGAACUUCAGAGGAACUUCCAGCUGAUGCGAGAGCUAGACCAGAGAACAGAAGAUAAGAAAGCAGAGAUCGACAUCCUGGCUGCAGAGUAUAUUUCCACAGUGAAGACUCUCUCAUCAGCCCAGCGUGUGGAGCACCUCCAGAAGAUCCAGAGCGCCUACAGCAAGUGCAAGGAGUACAGUGAUGACAAGGUGCAGCUGGCCAUGCAGACCUACGAGAUGGUGGAUAAACACAUCCGAAGGCUUGAUGCUGACCUGGCGCGCUUUGAGGCUGACCUGAAGGACAGGAUGGACGGAAGUGACUUUGAGAGCACUGGAGCACGGAACUUGAAAAAAGGCCGGAGUCAGAAGGAAAAAAGAAGCUCCCGGGGCCGAGGCAGGCGGACGUCAGAAGAGGAUACCCCAAAGAAGAAGAAACAUAAAAGCGGGUCUGAGUUUACUGACAGUAUCCUAUCUGUACACCCCUCUGAUGUGCUGGACAUGCCCGUGGAUCCGAAUGAGCCUACAUACUGCUUGUGCCACCAGGUGUCCUACGGGGAGAUGAUCGGCUGUGACAAUCCAGAUUGUCCCAUUGAGUGGUUUCACUUUGCCUGCGUGGAUCUCACCACAAAGCCCAAAGGAAAGUGGUUUUGUCCACGGUGUGUUCAGGAAAAGAGGAAGAAGAAGUAAAGAAGAGGCUGUUGUGCCAGACUGAAGAGCAAGCUAAUAUAUUUCUUCACUCAUGUUGCAAUAUGAUCUUUCAUUUUAAAACUACCUUAUUUCGACUGAUAUUUAAUAAUUCAGUGGCCAGUUGUAAUUUUGGAUAUUUCCUAAAACAAGAAGCCGCUGCACCAUUUGCACAGAACAAUCUCACAGGGACUUGCCACAGUGACUUUAGGAGCAGGCUCCCCCAUCCCGAAACCUCCCAGCACUGGGAAUGGCCACACCAUCAGUGAUGUGUGUCAGUCUGGGCUGUAGGCAAAGUGCACGGUGCAGGGUGGACGCAUUUUAACCUGUUACACUGCCACUGCUCUGUGACUGGAGGGUCAGCCUUGAGUGUGCACGGUUUCCAGGACUGUCUGUGGCAGCAUGGAAGCACAGCUGUUGCUCUGUGAGUAAAGUAUUAUCAGGCACUGCCCCAUGCUGUGCUCUGACCCUUAUUGGAGACCAGGGACUCUUGGCCGAGAUCCCUCUGAUGUGUCUGGAAGGGACUGGGGACUCUUCCCAGGUGGAAGUACCCUCUGUCGUCUUGUGCACCACCUUUUCCUGUGAACUUCCAGCCCCCCCUGGAGAUUGAGCUUCCGUUAGCCUCGGACUGUCAGUUACCACAUCCAGCACUGCCCAGCAGCGGACAGACAGACAGCCAGGCUGAGCUUCCAGCUUUCUGGGGAUUCCUGCCUAUAUUUUUUUUUUUACUGUGAAGAUGAAAUUAUUGUACUAGCAUGAAGGUCAUGGGUCUGUGUGUCUAUGAAGUGAGUCUGUCUACUGUGAGCUGAUUGUAGAACUCUGCUGUGUUGCAUCCCACUAGGCCAGCAGCUUAUGUUCAAGGGGACUAUGAUUAUGAGACAUAAUUUGUGAUUUGUGUGCCCAAUAGCAGUUCUGGAAUGAAGGUAGGAAACUGGAGUGUACUCUUUGUUUGACCCCUAUCCACAAAACCAGUGUUGAACUGUCUUGAAAUAGUUGGGGGAUGUAUACACAGGGCCUGUUGAGAUGCAUCUGUGGUGGUUCCUUAAGCGUGACAGGAUCCUGAGAGCCACUGUUCACUUAGAAUUCCUCUGGCGUGUUCUUCAGUAACUCAGGCUCUCUGAGAAGAGUUGAGAGAGUCCAUCCGGUUCCUGGCCUCACCUCAGAAAAAGACCUGCAAGACAGAGCUGGGUUAUGCAAUUUCUGAUGUAAGAAGAGGCUGGCUUUUUAUAUUUUGACAGGCACAUUGUUUUCUUCUGAUGGCCACAAACAAAGCACAAGGGUGUUGUCUGCCCCAUACCCGUGUCACCAUGUUCAUGUUCUUACUGGACGAUGUCUUGCAUAGUCUAUCCUAGUGAAAGAGGGAGACAGGAGUGGCUUGUGUUUGUGCUACUGAAUAAGUUGGUCCACGUUGACCUUUCCUGGACAGUAGGUACCAGGCAGGUUUGCUGUCGUUGAUAGGCAACUGCACAAGCUUGUCUCUAGGCAGGAAGAGCUUUGGGGAUGGGGCUGGUAUUCUUGGGGACCCUCUCAGGGUCAGAUUAGAUAGACAUCACUUAGCCUUUAAAAGUGGCGCGGACCUCCCUCCCUCCCCACAAAGACCAGAUCUCAAGUAUCCUAGGCAGGCUCUGAACUCACGAUGUAGCUGAGAAUAACGUUGAUCUUUUUGGCCUUUCUUCACCUCCCAAAUGCUGAGGUUACUUACAGGUGUGCACCAAUAGGUCUGGUUUUGCAAUGGUAGGGACCAAACCCAGAACUUUUUUUUUUUUUUUUUUUUGGUUUU
This is a messenger RNA of Mus pahari (shrew mouse), 2547 nucleotides long. It is a transcript of the gene Ing5, whose product is annotated as inhibitor of growth family member 5. The coding region runs from base 48 to 770 and encodes 240 amino acids. Gene Ontology annotation, cellular component: nucleus. The transcript has 8 exons. Lineage: Eukaryota; Metazoa; Chordata; Mammalia; Rodentia; Muridae. Gene Ontology annotation, biological process: positive regulation of DNA-templated transcription; positive regulation of apoptotic signaling pathway. The record is from RefSeq and is a predicted model, not a curated record. Gene Ontology annotation, molecular function: chromatin binding.